This is a messenger RNA of Zophobas morio, 1855 nucleotides long. Its product is annotated as pickpocket protein 28-like. The transcript is spliced from 9 exons. Gene Ontology annotation, biological process: sodium ion transmembrane transport. Gene Ontology annotation, cellular component: plasma membrane. The record is from RefSeq and is a predicted model, not a curated record. Gene Ontology annotation, molecular function: ligand-gated sodium channel activity. The coding region runs from base 154 to 1710 and encodes 518 amino acids. NCBI's taxonomy places the organism in Eukaryota, Metazoa, Arthropoda, Insecta, Coleoptera, Tenebrionidae.
UGACCUUGCCUUCCACUUCAUUUCUCAGUAUUAAUAAAACCUACACUUCUCAAUUACUAAUCAAAAGAAAAAUUACUGUCACUAUGUAGUGAAGAUAUAUGCGAAAAAUUGUAUUGUAUGUAAACUGUAAUAAUAAAUAAGUCUGUUUCAAGCAUGCAUUCAUCUAACAAGGUAGGAUUUUGGUACAAAUUAAGAAAAUACUUGAGAGAAUAUAGUGAAAUUACGGGAAUACACGGUCUGCGAUAUGUUGCUGAACAAAGGUCGAGAACUGAAAAAAUUGUUUGGGUCUUCCUUCUGUUAUUUUCACUGGCUGGGUGUCUUUAUAUGAUUAAUGAAAUUUUGCAAAAAUAUGAAAACAGUCCAGUUGUUGUUAGUUUUACGACUGAAGAUACACCCACUUAUCAAAUACCAUUUCCUGCUGUUACCAUUUGCCCAGAAAUGAAGUAUUCUAGGGAGCAAUUUAAUUACAGUGAAAUGUAUUUUCGACUGUACAGAGGCGAAAAAAUUGAGCAAGAAGUCCAAGAAAAAUUUUUUCAUUUAAGUCUCUUAUGUGAUAUGGAUGGGACAAGUAUUGUUUCGAGGCACGCCAAUUACACCGCAGAUGAAGGACUUUUUAAAACAUUUGACGAAGUUAAACUCGACCGAGCAGCACUACUCACCUAUUGCCAUUUUAACUAUGCCUUCAAAAAAUGCGAGGACUUUUUUGCUCCUGUAAUUAUAGAUGAAGGCAUAUGUUAUUCAUUUAAUAUUUUAAGUGGAGAAGAAGUAUUUAGAGAGCAUGUUUUCAAUUACGCCGAAUAUUAUUACGUUCCUAAUAAAUCUGAAGACUACUUUGACUUGGAAACAGGAUACAAAGACAAUGCUGGUAUUAAUACCUAUCCCAGAAGAGCUCUAAUGUCUGGAGCUGAUAACUCAUUGACAGUGUUUUUUAAAUAUAAUUUAGGGGAUGCGGAUUUCACCUGCAAUGGUUUAUUCCAAGGGUUUAGGGUUUUAAUCCACACUCCUUGGGAUGUACCUCGUCUUUCCAAACAUCAUUUUCAUAUUCCAGUCGGAAAAGUAGUUGUCGCAGCUAUGGAACCCGAAAUGAUAAUAACAUCUGAAACUGUCAGAAAAUUUAAACCUGAAAGAAGAAAAUGUUUCAUGCAAGAUGAAAGACAUUUGCAACACUUUAAGUAUUACACUCAGUCAAACUGUUUGCUGGAGUGUACAACAAAUUAUACACUGAGUAGAUGUGGGUGCGUUCGUUUCUUUAUGCCAAGAAACAACACAACACCAAUAUGUGGAAGUGGUAGCUCCAUUUGCUUAAGACGAGCUGAGAGUGAACUGAAAGGAACCCAAUUAAAAUCCAAAUUAUCAGGGCAUAGUUUUUGUAAUUGUCAACCAUCUUGCACAAAUUUAAAAUUUGGUGUUGAAAUUUCACACAGCGACUUUUAUUUCAAGGACUACUUUGAAUCUCAUACAAACAUGACAAUUAUAGAUAAUAGUUCGCAUUGGUCCGUCUUACAAAUAUAUUUUAAAGAAGAACAAUUUACUACAGUGGAAAGAAAUGAAUUGUACGGAAUGUCUGAUCUAAUUUCCAAUUUCGGAGGACUUUUGGGGCUGUUUACAGGAUUUUCAAUUGUUUCUUUAAUGGAAAUAAUAUACUUCUGCACCCUACGUAUUUUCUGCAACGAGAAAAUCUACGGAAUUUGGUCCGGCCGUGAUGAAUAAAAAGUCCACUUACAUAAAAAAAUAGUUACCAUAAUUAUUACAUUGUUACAUAUCUAAAAUUGAAAUUUGCAAUAAAUUGUGCGAUGUGUUUUCGGUAUUCCAGAAUAAAUACGCAAUAAAAUGUAACAAAUUAUACAUAAAAACU